This is a messenger RNA of Rhinichthys klamathensis goyatoka, 4193 nucleotides long. It is a transcript of the gene npc1l1, whose product is annotated as NPC1-like 1. Gene Ontology annotation, cellular component: membrane. The record is from RefSeq and is a predicted model, not a curated record. Gene Ontology annotation, molecular function: lipid carrier activity. Lineage: Eukaryota; Metazoa; Chordata; Actinopteri; Cypriniformes; Leuciscidae. The transcript has 19 exons. The coding region runs from base 43 to 4131 and encodes 1362 amino acids.
AACACUCCUCAUACACAGAAGAGCAAAUACUUAGGAAGAGAAAUGUAUUCUCAAAGAAAGGGCUGGGAAUGGUCCGUUACAUUGUUGUCACUUGCUGUUGGCGUGGUUCUCACUGGUGCUCAGCAUGAACCAGGCUACUGCUCGUUUUAUGAGGACUGUGGCCUAAACCCUGCUGUAGAGGGGGCUCUUAUUCCCCCUAGGGUACCCUGUAAGGACUACAGAAAAGCCAUUAAUGUGACGGGAGACCACUAUGAACUUUUCAAAUCUGUGUGCCCAAUGUUUGCCAACGGUGAUGGUGAAACACUGGGUUGCUGCUCCAUCAGGCAGCUCACAGCUCUACAGGGCAGCCUGACGCUGUCCAAAGCCGUGCUGAUCCGAUGCCCAUCCUGCGCAGACAACUUUGCACAUCUCCACUGUGCCACCACCUGCAGCCCCAACCAAAGUCAGAUGUUAACAAUCACCAAAACCGCGAACAUCACGCAGCCGUCUGGCAUUGUCAAGGAGGCUGUGGUAGGUUACGAGGCUUACAUAUCCACCAACUUCUCAGAUGCUUCGUUUAGAUCCUGCAGAAACGUACGAAUCCCAUCCACCGGAGGGUUCGCUAUUGCCACGAUGUGUGGCCGCUAUGGUGCGACUCUGUGUACACCGCAACGCUGGUAUGAUUUCCAGGGUGACUCAAGCAAUGGACUGGCUCCUCUGGAUAUUAAUUUCAGGCUCUUGCCAGAAGGACAGACCGCUGAACUCCCACAAGGAGCGUUUCCGUUUGCAGGAAGAGCUUUGAAUUGCAACGAGACGACACCUACAGGGGGUGAGGCCUGUUCCUGUCAGGACUGUGAGCAAUCCUGUCCAGCUGUACCACCGCCACCACCUUUACCAAAACCAUUCAUGAUUGGUAGACUUAACGGCGUCCUUGUCAUCUGUAUCAUAGUCUUUGCCUGCAUCUUUUUCCUUUUUAUGUGUUACUUAGUUUUAGAGUGCACUACCUACUAUCAAAAGUCGAGGAGUGCUCGGAAGGGCAGGAGCACCAAGGAUCAAAACGAAAAUGAGAUUAACCAUAAAAUCAGUCCUAAAGAUGUUAAGUUCUCUGACAAAGCCAGUCUUGCCACUCAGGACUUCCUAGGAUCUCUUUUUCAGACCUGGGGAACCAUAAUGGCACGGUAUCCUCUAUGUGUGCUUCUGGUCUGCCUUGUGGUUGUGAUCGCAUUCACAGUGGGAAUAAAAGACAUAGAACUGACCACAGAUCCUGUCCAGCUCUGGUCAGCACCCGAAAGUCGUGCCAUGCGUGAGAAGGACUUCCAUGAUGCACAUUUUGAUCCAUUUUACCGCACCAAUCAGCUGAUCUUGACCGCUCCAGACCGGCCCAGCCACUACUAUGACUCCUUACUCUUUGGCAAACAGAACUUCAGUGGCAUCAUCUCUAAAGAUUUGAUCAUAGAGCUGCUGGAGCUUCAGAAGAGAAUCCAGGCAAUUGAAUUCUGGUCAGACGAUCUAAACCGAACUGCAAGCCUUAAAGAUGUUUGCUAUGCGCCACUCAAUCCAGACAACCCCUCUUUAACAGACUGUGCUGUCAACAGUCUACCGCAGUACUUCCAAAAUAGCAUGGACAACCUAAACGCCAAAGCAAACAUGACAGAGCUCGGCGUGACUAAGGAGGUGGAUUGGAGGGACCAUUUCAUCUACUGUGUAAACUCUCCAUUAUCAUUUAAAGACAUCACAGCUCUUGGCAUGAGUUGCAUGGCAGACUAUGGAGGUCCUGUCUUCCCCUUCCUGGCUGUAGGCGGAUAUGAGAAUGAGGCAUACACCAUUGCUGAGGCCCUGAUCCUCACCUUCUCCCUGAACAAUUACGGACGAUACGACGUUAAAUUUAAGGUGGUUCAACAGUGGGAAAGCAUGUUCCUCAAAAUUGUCCAGGAAUAUCAGAAAAACCCAAACACAAACUUCACAUUUGCCUACAUGGCUGAGAGGUCUUUGGAAGAUGAGAUUAACAGAACGACUGCAGAGGAUAUCCCCAUAUUCAUGAUAAGCUAUGCUGUCAUUUUCCUCUACAUUGCUGUGGCUCUUGGGGAAUAUUCAUCCUGGAAGCGUAUCCUGGUAGAUUCAAAGUUCUUGGUCGGACUGGGUGGUAUUCUGGUCGUCGGCUGCUCUGUCUUAGCCUCAAUGGGGUUCUAUGCCUGGAUUGGGCUUCCGUCCUCACUGGUCAUUCUGCAGGUGGUGCCCUUCCUCGUGCUUGCUGUGGGAGCUGAUAACAUCUUCAUUUUUGUUCUAGAAUAUCAGAGAGAUAUGCGCAGACCAGGAGAGCAGAGGGAGGAACACAUCGGGAGAGUUCUUGGAAAUGUGGCUCCCAGCAUGCUCCUUUGCAGUUUGUCUGAAUCUGUUUGUUUCUUCCUGGGUGCUUUGAGCACUAUGCCGGCGGUGAAGUCGUUUGCCCUAUACGCGGCAUUGGCUGUGCUCAUGGACUUCAUUCUCCAGAUGACUGCCUUUGUGGCUCUGCUCUCACUUGAUGCUCGACGACAAGAUGCAAACCGUUGUGAGAUAGCUUGCUGUGUUACUGUGACAACUCCACACCCAUCCAAACCCAACCAGGGCUUCCUGCUCCCAUUAAUGAAAAAAUACUACGCCCCUGCACUGCUCAACCCUGUCAGCAGGAUAAUAGUGAUGGUGGUGUUCCUUGUGAUGUUCUGUGCCUCUGUGUUCCUCUUGUUCAAUGUAAAAGUGGGCUUAGAUCAGGAACUGGCCAUGCCAUCUGAUUCCUACAUGUUGGACUACUUCGCAUACCUCUAUAAGUAUUUUGAGGUUGGCGUGCCAACGUAUUUUAUCACGACCAAAGGGUUCAAUUUCACCAGUGCAGAGGGCUUAAAUGCAGUGUGUUCUAGUGUGGGAUGUGACCAGUUCUCCUUUACCCAGAAGAUCCGUUAUGCCACUGAGUACCCUGACCGAUCUUAUUUGGCUAUCCCAGCAUCCUCCUGGGUGGAUGACUAUAUUGAUUGGCUGAACCCUGGUUCCAAAUGCUGUCGUAUCUAUACAACUGGCCCAAACAUUGGAACAUUUUGUCCGGCCAAUGAGACGGGUAUUUUUGCGUGUACCAAGAAGUGUAUGAAAGCCCCCGAAGAUGGGGUUCUGCGGCCUAGUGUUGAAGAGUUUUACAGAUUCCUGCCAGACUUUCUGAGCAACAGACCUGACCUACAGUGUCCAAAAGGUGGUUUGGGAGCUUAUGAUAAAGCUGUAAUUAGAGACAAUGAAACUGGGGAAGUAAUAGCUUCUCGGUUCAUGGCCUACCACACUCCUCUGGCCAACUCGCAGGAGUUCACGGGUGCGCUGCAGAAGGCCAGAGAACUGGCGCGUAAUAUCACGCUGACCAUGAGGCAAAUCCCCGGCACCUCUCCUGACUUUGAGGUCUUCCCUUACACAGUGACGUACGUGUAUUACGAACAGUACCUGACCAUCGUGAAUGAGGGUCUGUUCAACAUUGCCAUGUGUCUUCUCCCCACAUUCUUUGUGUGUUGUAUCCUGCUCGGCAUGGACUUGAGAUCAGGCUUUCUGAACCUGCUCACCAUAGUGAUGAUCACUGUGGAUACGGUUGGCGUCAUGACGUUGUGGGGUAUCGAUUUCAACGCUGUGUCGCUUAUUAACCUUGUGACUGCUGUUGGUAUAUCGGUGGAGUUUGUAUCUCAUAUAACACGCUCAUUUGCUCUCAGCAUUGGCCACACAAAGGUGGAAAGAGCCAAAGAAGCCACAGCUAACAUGGGCAGUGCUGUGUUUGCUGGAGUUGCAAUGACCAACCUACCUGGAAUCGUUGUUUUGGCAUUUGCUAAAGCCCAGCUCAUCCGGAUCUUCUUCUUCAGACUCAAUUUGGUCAUCACUCUACUCGGCAUGGCCCACGGCCUCAUAUUCCUGCCUGUGCUGCUCAGUUUCCUCGGUCCUGGUGUGAACAACGCAGUUCUGCUGCAGAUUCAAGAGAAAAAAGCCAAGGAGAUGGAGCUCAACAGCAAAGCCACAUAUGACAAUGUUAGCUUCGAAAACCAUGAGAAGUCGAACGGCGAAAUCCCCGUAGAGCCUUCGUGUCCAGUAAUGACCGACAUUAUCUUCAACACCACCCAAAAACCCCCCCAAUGGGAUAUUGCCAUAUUGUAGCCUAAGACCUCUUACAAACUGCUCUUCCUCUUUCUUCCAGUUCAUUUACCUAUUACACUGAA